Messenger RNA from Linnemannia hyalina, 2433 nucleotides. The record is from the annotation of a GenBank genome assembly. Lineage: Eukaryota; Fungi; Mortierellomycota; Mortierellomycetes; Mortierellales; Mortierellaceae.
AUGGGGCGAUAUAAAGUCAUUUCCGAGCGACCGUACCAUUGCAGCAGCUACGGCUACAACGUCAUCGUCGUUGACUCUGUCGAUAUUACCAACUAUGACCGGAACAGCUUCAACAACAACACCAGUUGCUACACCAGCGGCCGAGAAAGGGCAGACGACGAGAUGGACCUCCAGCACCACCACUCAGACUCAAACAUCGACUCUGACGCAUCCAUGACUGAGGCCGACACUCUCGACCUUGAUCCUGCUACCUCCACCGCAGCCACCGCAGCCAAUACUGCCGCCGUCGUAGCCACCACAGCCGCUGUGGCAGCAGCAGCAGCAACGUCAGCAAUAGCCUCUUCCACCAGAGAUGCCGAAUCGCCUCUGGAGCGAAAAUCGCACUUGAGGCGAAAGUGCGAUCGGCUGCAGGUCAAGAAUGCGGCCCUCAAGGCGACUGUCAUCCAGGUCAAAUCGGAUUUAGCGCUUGAGCGCCAAAAGCGUUCGACAAUGGACCAGAUCUACCUCAACAUCAGGAAAGAUCUGAACCAACGACUCGAAUCCGAGGAGGAUAAGGUCUUGAGUCUGAAGGCCGAUCUGGAACAGAUGGCGGCCGAGAUGAAAGAGCUCAAGGACCAACUCGCCUCUGCCAGAACCAGAUCCACAUCCUUCUCGCCCUCGGCUUCCAUGUCUUCCCUCUCUGGCCUCAGCCCCAGAUCAGCCAAUGGAUAUCGAAUCGGGUAUGACAACAGCGCCUUCUCGCUCUCGAGGGGCCUCUCUACCUUUGGAGGAGUCCUCGUGCCACACAGCUCGAGCCUGAUUGAUGGACAGGAUGACUCGGAAGAGUUUAUGUUGUCGCACUCAUACUUGCCCUCGACCAGACGCGCCUCCACCUCUCGACUCGCCAACAAGGAUUCUACACUGAUGAGCUGCAGUGACGACGAAGCCGACGACGAUGAUGAGGAGAUGGAGGAGGAAGAUGAAAGCGAUGACGAGCCUUGUGCCGUCAAGAGCACCUUCCUGUUCAAGCAACCGUCCGUCAGCCGCAGAGGCAGCGGUGCUUCCUCCAUGUCCUUGCGAACUCUGACCGAGGAAACCAUUGAAGAGGAAGAAGAGGAAGACGAUGAUGAUGAAGAACUGGAUGAGGAGAAUGAAGUCGACAGCGAUCUGGAGGAUCACGCGGCAGACAAGGAUGACAAUCACGACUCGGACGCGCCCCGUACGAUGAUGGAGAUUAUUCUUCAGCGCCAAAAGUCUCACUCGCCCGAGGAUGACAUGGAGGAUCUACCGGCAGAUGCCAACGAGACGUUUGAUUCGAUGGCUCAAAAGUCUCUCCUCCAUGCAAUCCACUCCGGUCUCACAGUUGCGCAGGCGCAGCUGCAAAUCGAGGAGCUUGUUCUCAAGUACGAUGUCCCCCUCGAAAAGACUGUCGAGGCCAUUAUCCAGGGGAUGUUGCGAUGGUGGGAGUCUGAGCGCAUGGCGACUGGGGGACCUGCCUCGGGAGGGUUUGGGACCGACGCCGUUGUGAUCAACAAGGAGACUGGAGAGCAGGCGAUCCCCAAGGUGGCGAUCGAAAAGCGGAUUGAAUCGUUCUUCGGGCCUUUGUUGCUCCAGUUUGUGGUGUCGAUUGGCGAGCAAAAGAUGCUGCUCGAGAUGUUGGGCCAGCAUGCCCAAGCGGAGCCAGAGGGUAGGUGGCUUAGAAAUCACAAUGGGAUUUUGGUGGCGCUUUACAAGUACGAUGUCCUCGACGGCGAAGCCGUCCUUGAAUGGUGGCGUGCUCUCGAGGAACCCCAGGGCGUGUUUGGACAUGGUGAGAAUAACCUUCGCAGUCUGAACUCGCGAUUUGCAGCAUGGCUCGAAGACGAGGACGAAGACGAGGACUCUGAGAGCGAGGGUGAUGAAGAUGAUGACACCGACGAGGGCAGUGAUUCGGAUUCCUCCUGUUCAGAGUUCGAGUCCGAUUCUGAGGACGAUGACAACGAUGAUGACGACUAUGUGGAGGACGAGGAAGAGGGAAAUGAUGAUGGAUCGGCAGACGCCAAGGACGCCAAGGACGCCCUGGAUCAGGAUGCUGUCGUGGAGGCCAUCUUAGAUAUCGCUUUCCCAGAUACUCCAUCGCCGUUAAUCUCCAUCGACCGCAAGGAGUCAGAGAACAGCAACACUACCGGCAACACGAACAGGAGGAUCAGUUUUUGUACCAACAACAAUUUGUAUUAUAGUCAGGACGGCAAAGUCCAGCAAAAGCCUGUGCGCAAAGCCAAGAACGUCAACAGCGGCGGUGACGGCAUGGAUGGAAACGAUUGCGAGGCGGGUGAGGAGGAGGAGGAGGAGGAGGAAGAGGAGGAAGGCGAUGAUGAUGCGGGGGACAGCGGUGUGGCCAAGAAGAAGUAUGACCAGUGCCCACCGUUCAAGGGGAUCAUGGACAGAGAUAUCGAGAUCGGAUCCAUGGCUUAA